Molecule: messenger RNA, 1899 nt
Organism: Salvia hispanica
Lineage: Eukaryota; Viridiplantae; Streptophyta; Magnoliopsida; Lamiales; Lamiaceae
Product: putative pectinesterase/pectinesterase inhibitor 51
Biological process (GO): cell wall modification
Molecular function (GO): enzyme inhibitor activity; pectinesterase activity
Source: RefSeq, a predicted model, not a curated record
ACCAUCAUCUCUGCUGUGAGCAACACAAUUCGUUCAUCAGUAAUUACACAAUAUGCACCAUUGAAUUAAAAAAAAAAAAAAACGAAUCGCCCCACAAAAAAAAUGGCUGCAGACGACGAGACUCACCGGAAAUCAAAAUUCACCGCCAUUUUGGUGGUGGUUCUGAUCUGCUGCUCUCUCAUCCUAUUCACCGUCAUCUACAACAUCUACACCCCCCACCACCGCAAGUUCCCCGUCUACUCCAACGCCGCCGUCAUCCACGGCGCCUGCAGGGCGGCGCGCAACCAAUCCGGCUGCGAGGCCUCCCUCAAGUCCGAGUGGCGCGCGGCGGGGUCGUCCCCCGCCACCGCCCUGCAGGCGAUCAACGCCUCGCUGCAGGUGUCCACGCGGCACCUGCGCGAGGCCAUCGCCACGGUGGAAAAGAUCCUCGACGGGUCAGCGGACAACGUGAACCGCUCCGACACGUCGAGGCUCUGCCUGGAGGUGCUCCGCCACUCGGACGCGCGCGCGGCCAUGUCCGCGGACGCGGUGCCCCGCGGCGCGGACGGGGUCAGGGACGCGCGCGCGUGGAUGAGCGCGUCGCUGGCGUACCAGUACGGGUGCAUGUCGGGGCUGAAGAACGUGAACGACACGCCCCUGGUGGCGGAGGCCGUCGCGUUCUUCAACACCACCCUCAUAGGGUCCACCGCCGACGUGCUGGCGAUGAUGGCGAGCUACGACUACUUCGGGGAGGAGACGAGCAAGUGGGGCCCGCCGAAGACGGAGCGGGACGGGUUCUGGCCGUCCCGUCCCGCCGCGGGGGAGGAGGUCGUUGGCGGGGUGCCGUCGGGGAUGGCGGUGAAUGUGACGGUGUGCGGCGGCGCAGGAGGGUGUGACUACGAGACGGUGCAGGGGGCGGUGGAUGCGGCGCCGGAGAAUUCGAGCGGGCGGUUUGUGAUAUGGAUCAAGGCCGGGGCGUACAAGGAGACGGUUCGGGUGGGAUUCGAGAAGAAGAAUGUGGUGUUUUUGGGAGAUGGGAUGGGCAAAACGGUCAUUACGGGGGCCCUCAACGUGGGGAUGCCCAGAGUAUCCACCUAUAAUUCAGCAACCGUUGGUGUUCUGGGAGAUGGAUUCAUGGCAAGCAACCUAACAAUCGAGAACACAGCCGGCGUAGACGCACACCAAGCCGUGGCAUUCCGAUCCGACAGCGACCUCUCCGUGUUAGAAAACUGCGAACUCCUCGGCAACCAGGACACCCUCUACGCCCACAGCCUCCGCCAGUACUACAAAUCCUGCCGCAUCCAAGGCAACAUCGACUUCAUCUUCGGGCAGUCGGCCGCCGUCUUCCAAGACUGCCUCCUCCUCAUCGUCCCGCACCAGAACGAGCCCGAGAAGGGCGACAACAACGCCGUGACGGCCCACGGCAGGAUCGACCCGGCCCAGUCCACGGGGUUCGUGUUCCGAAACUGCGUGGUCAACGGCACGGAGGAGUACAUGGCGCUGUACGCGGCGGACCCGGCCGUGCACAAGACGUACCUCGGGAGGCCGUGGAAGGAGUACUCGAGGACGGUGUUUCUUGGCUGCACGCUGGAGAGUUUGGUGUCGGUGGACGGGUGGAUGCCUUGGAGUGGCGAUUUUGCGUUGGAGACCCUCUAUUAUGGGGAAUUUCAAAAUAAGGGCCUCGGCUCGGAUACGUCCAAGCGGGUCAACUGGAGUAGCGUCGUGCCGGCCGAGCAUGUGGAUUCGUACUCGCUUCAGAACUUCAUCCAGGGUGAUCACUGGAUUCCUAACACUCUCUCAUCAUCUUUGUAACUACAUAUAAUUGAAUAUUUAAAUUUAAAAGCUUAAAUUCUAAUUAAAGGACUAUCUUUGGUGGAUUAACUAUUUCUUUUACCAAUUUUAAUUACCGGUGAAAGUAUA